AUGAGUCGAAUACGCAAGCGAAACCCCGUCUUCGGCACCGCGGGAUUGGCCGUUGCGUUCCUACUCCUACCGCUCCUGCCGUCCAAAGCAUUCAAUAGUCGUGCUGAUGAGGAGGGUGUUCGCGCUCAUUUUCAUUGGCAUCAACGCCAUCGCGAAGCGGCCUGGCAGCGGGUGCUUCGCCAGGAGCAGCGUAGGCGGCAGCAGCAGGUGACGGGGCCGUGCAGCCCGCUAGAAACGGCGAAGGUGAUACGGAUUAAGUCGUACGCGGACGUCGCGAAGCGAUUAAACUUUGGGCCAAAGCAGACGGUGAUGCUGGUGCUGGCGCCUCCCGGGUUUAUCACGAAGACGGGUCUGCUGUUCGACGGGAACUACUCCUGCACGAUCCUGCGAAGCAAGAAGCCCGCGCAGAGAAGUUACAUCAAGCUCACCAACGCCCUGCAGCCCGUUUUACGCAUCUGGAACACGCACAACGUGAUCGUCAUGGACGUCAACUUCUACCUGCCUGUCAAGGCCAGCUCGCGCCUCUGCUCCUUCACUGAGGUCGGCAAGGGCAUGCUGUGCCCCGCCAUCCACAUCUGGCGCAGCUACGGCGUGCAGGUGGCCAAGGGCGAGGUGUUUGGGCGCAUAGACGUGUUUCGCAGCAUGCAAGCGCGGGUGGAUGGCAUGAGUGUCACCGGCACCUACCGCUUUGUCAACUCUCCAGGGGUCAUUCGCAUUGGGGAGAGCGGGUAUGGGCCAGAGCUGGUGCGAGCUAAUAUUGUCAUCUCCAACAACGAGGCAUACGGCGUGGACACACCAAUUGUGAUGCACUGGGGAGCGGUGGGAGUGACAGUGAUCAACAACUUUGUCCACGACUUUGGGUUUGCGGGCAUCAGGUGCGGCGCGGACGUGCACUUUGCGGGCGACUGCAUGCUGAGCAACAUCUCCAACAACAUUGUUUACAACUGGCGGAGGAAUAGCUCGGGGGAUGUGGAUUCUGCUGGAAUUUAUUACUGCACGCACUGGUUCAGCCCUGGCAACGUUGCAGAGUGCAAUUAUGUGGCAGGCGGCGACCACUGCUAUUACCUCGACUAUGUCACAUCGGGUGUUGUGAUCCGCGGGGGUGCGUGCAUCAACACAUACGAUGGCAUCAAAGUCAACAAUGGGAAGCUCAACGUGAUAAAGCACGUGAUUCUGAAGAACGUGGAGGGCAUGCCGGGGUGGUGCACGUGCUUCACUCCCACCGUCAACAACUGCCGCAAGGACCCCGGCACCUACUGGGAGGCCAUGCGCCUCAAGUACUACGAUACUGAGCUGUUCCGCAGGCUCUGGCCCUGGUGGCCCAGUGUGUGUAAAGACAAAUCCAUCAACGGAGUCAACUGCAAUCCUCCUGGCUCCAUGGCUGCUUAUUUGACUGGCAACUGUAGCGGGCUCGGCACCGAAAAUUACCUCGAUCUUGUCGUCGUCAACAUGACUAAAAGGAGCCUCGAUUACAAAUACUGCGAGAAGAUUCCGGUUAUGCCGAAAAUCAACACGCAUAAGAUGAUCAACAUCACGACGAGCUCGUUAAAGGUGCUGCGGAGGAUGGGAUUUCGAAACUACAAGCGGCACGAUCUGGCGAUCGAGUCGUGGUCCCCAAUCUAUAAAUGGCGGCCGCAAUUCAAAAGUUGCCGGAAGGGUUUAGCGGGUAUGAAGGUGAUAACAAGGGAAGAGUACAGGAAGGCUUUUAAUAUUCCGAAGCCGGACUACUUCGAUUUUGUUUUGGCGAUGAACUUGACGCACAUUCAUGACAGAUCCUUAUUUUGA
Molecule: messenger RNA, 1785 nt
Organism: Closterium sp. Yama58-4
Lineage: Eukaryota; Viridiplantae; Streptophyta; Zygnematophyceae; Desmidiales; Closteriaceae
Source: the annotation of a GenBank genome assembly